UACACGUUAGAGGUCCAUUAUUUAAGGACAAGACUUUCGAGCUUUUUGCUACACAAAUAAAAAGAACCCUAAAAAAGCUUUUACUACCAUCUAAAGCCUCUCUGUUAAUUUCUCUAUCUUUCUUUUUUAAAUCUCUCUCCUUUUCUAAAACAUGUUGAUAAUUAGACUUCCAAACAAUCCUUUCUUCCCAUUCAAUCAAAACUUUUUUAAAUUCCGUCCAGUCUUUUUUAAACUUAAAAAAUUUUGUUUAAAAUCUUUUUUUACCUAACCUGAAAUUUUGCCUUUUCUCUUUUUUCUAAAUAAUCUGGACUUUGUGGAGUGUUAUGCAGUUCAAUGAUAGGAGAUACUCUGAUUUCUUCUGAGAAUUUGGUUGAUGGACUUAGAUUGUCUACCUCGUCGUCAUCUACCACUUCAAUCUCUGUUACUCUUCGAAAUGGCAAAAAUCUUCCGUUAUAUUCCUCUUCCUUUUCAAUUUCUGUAACUCUUCCUCCUCCUCUUCUAUAUCUUCCUCUUCUUCUUAACCCUUCUUCCUCCUCUUCUAUAUCAUCCUCUUCUUCGAUCUCUGAAAAUCCUCUUCCAUCAUGUUCUUCCCUUACUUCCUUUAUUUCUUCCUCUAUUUCGGAAACUCUUCCUCUUCCACUAUUUUCAUCACCCACUUCUUCAAUUUCGGAAACUCCUCCUCUGCUAUAUCCAUUCUUCACUUCUUCAAUUUCAGUGUAGCUUUCCCUUCCAUCAUGUUCUUCCCUUACUUCCUCCAUUUCCUCUAUUUCAGAAACUCUUCCUCUUCCACCAUUUUCAUCACCCACUUCUUCAAUUUCGGAAACUCCUCCUCUGUUAUAUCCAUCCUUCACUCCUUCAAUUUCAGUGUAGCUUUCCCUUCCAUCAUUUUCAUUUCUUACUUCAAUCUCUUCAAUCUCUGAAGGCCCGUCUUUCCUAUCUUUUUUAUCCUUCAUCUCUUCAAUUUCACUUGUUGCUCCAAAUAUUUUCUUUAUUCUAUCUUCCUCCUCUUUCACAAUUCUCUUCCCUUUCCUCUCAAUUUCACUCUUCUCUUUCUUUUCUCUUUCAUCAUCAAAAUUUAAUUUUAAUCGUUUCCGUCUGUUUUCCUCCUCUUCUUCCAAUUUUAUCAUUUUUUGAGAACCUUCUUCAGCAUUAAAACUUUUCCUCUUUAACAUUUCUUUUCUUUGAGGGCUCUCUCUUAACGAUCCAUCACUUAAACUUUUAACCAGAGAUUUUCUAGAAUAUUUAUUUGCCGAUCCUUCUUCUUUGUCGCUUUCACUUUCUUCACCAAACACUCCUUUAAGUGAGGCAGAAUCAAUUUGGACUGAUUCG
Messenger RNA from Meloidogyne enterolobii, 1329 nucleotides. The record is from the annotation of a GenBank genome assembly. NCBI's taxonomy places the organism in Eukaryota, Metazoa, Nematoda, Chromadorea, Rhabditida, Meloidogynidae.